This is a messenger RNA of Triplophysa dalaica, 5001 nucleotides long. It is a transcript of the gene egf, whose product is annotated as epidermal growth factor. Lineage: Eukaryota; Metazoa; Chordata; Actinopteri; Cypriniformes; Nemacheilidae. The record is from RefSeq and is a predicted model, not a curated record. Gene Ontology annotation, molecular function: calcium ion binding. The transcript is spliced from 23 exons.
AUGUUUUGGGGGAGGAUAGCAGCCACCUUUCAGCUGUGGUUCUGGAUGGUGAGAAUGGGCCCUGCUCACGCGUCUGCACAAAGAGCUUUAUGUUGGGAUGGACGUCCCUGGGCCACCGGUAACUUCAGCUGUGUGGAUCCUGAGCCUUAUCUGUUAACUGGCGUUGGAAACAACAUUAUCAAAAUGAACUUGGAUGGCAAAGACCAAAGAAGAAUCGUGUCUGGUGUGGGAAGGUCCAUCUUUCUGGACUUCCACUUAGGUGAGGGGACAGUGUUCUGGGCCGACACACAUGCAGGACUAAUAAACAGAGCAGGUCUGGAUGGGACAAACAGACAGAAGCUUCUCUCAUCAGUAAAAGGAAUCACAGGGCUGGCUGUGGACUGGAUUGAAAACUCAGUGCUCUGGAGCGAUGCGGAAAACGGAACGAUAUGGAGAGUGGACACAGAUGGAAGAAACAAAAAGACUGUCCUGCAAGACCUGUCUCAGCCAAGCAGUGUUGUUGUUGAUCCAAAUGAGAGAUAUAUUUUCUGGUUAUCAGAUGGACCCACUCCCAGUAUCCAGCGUUCAGACACCACAGGUGGUCAAAGGACAACAUUGCUAAAAAUUGCAGACAAACUAAAGGUUUUUACCAUUGACCACAGGGACAGAAGACUGUUUUGGGUUGAACAAGGCAUAAGACGUCACACUGCACUUGGGUCCUGCAAUUAUGAUGGGAACAUCAUCAACGUCUUCAAUCAACCCUUAAGAUCACAGUCUCUAAGGAUUACAGUUUUCCUGGAUUACGUGUAUUUAACAGACUCAAAGUCAAAAAGCAUAAAACGAGUAAACAAGUACAUAGGGGGCCCAGGGGAGAAUGUCAAUUCCAAACGGAUGCCACACCCCCCUGCUGAUGUCAAAGUGGUACAUCCCAUCAAUCAGCCGGUGGUGGAGAGUCCUGCAUCUUUCACUUCAGGUUGUAAUCCACAGACAGAAGAGUGUUUAAAGGUCUGUUCCCAUCACAGUGACACGGGUGUUUGCCGAUGCAAGGUCGGUUUUUCUCUCAGUAAAGAAGGAAACUACUGUGAAGAUAUAAAUGAAUGUGCCCUGUGGAAUCACGGCUGCUCACUGGGGUGUGAGAACGUUCCGGGCUCUUACAUUUGCACCUGUCCUAAAGGUUACCUGCUCUUGCCUGAUAUGAAAACCUGUCUUGAAGCUAAACCAUGUGUGGAGAAUAAGACCAUCUGUGAUCAUGCAUGCGUCCAUACAGCAGAAGGAGAUGUGUGCUUGUGUCCAGAGGGAUCAAUACUAAAGGCAGAUGGACGUUCAUGCACAGGCUGUUUGUCAGCUGAUCGUGGAGGUUGCAGUCAUAUUUGUGUGACAUUAUUCCCGGGCAGGUGGGCAUGUGAGUGCCUACCUGGAUACCAACUACAGCCUGAUGGAAAACACUGUGCUGCCACAGGGCCUCCACCAUACCUGUUAUUUGCCAAUGUUGUGGAUAUAAGAAAGAUGAACAUAGAUGGCACACAGAGCAAGAAACUCCUGGAGGAGGCAAGAGGCACUAUUCUAGCUGUUGACUAUGAUCCAGUGGAAAACAAGGUGUAUUUUGCAGAUAAAGGGCUGAAACAUAUUGAGAGGGCUUCAAUGGAUGGAGGUUUGAGGGAGAUGCUGUUCUCCACUGGAUUAGAUUCACCUGAGGGACUGGCUGUAGACUGGAUCAAUCGUAAACUGUACUGGACGGAUAAAGGAUUAUCUUCUAUUUCCCGCAGUAGUUUAAAUGGGCUUGAUAGAGAAAUCUUUUUAGAUAAAGGAAUCCAGAAACCCAGAGGCAUUGCAGUACAUCCUCAAGCACAGAAGGUGUACUGGACAGAUAUGGGAAAUCAUCCAGUGGUGGAACGUUCAGGUUUGAACAGAGAGAUGCGUGAGGUUGUCGUCAGCGCUGGACUGGUGUCUCCUAGUGGACUGUCUGUGGACCACGGCUCUCAGCGUCUGUUUUGGUGUGACCUGAGCAGUGGUCUGAUUGAGUCGGCCAACCUGGACGGUUCUGAUCGCCAUGUACUAAGCGAGAACCAAGUAGGUCAUCCUUUUGCUCUUGCGGUGUUUGAGAACAUGCUCUGGGUCAGUGAUCAGGAGAAUCACCUUCUUUACCGGCUGGACAUGAGAACUGGACAAAGCGCUGAGCGUCUGCAGGUCAAGUCAAUUCAACCGGCUGCUCUAGCUGUUGUCCAUCCUCUCACCAAACCAGGUGUGGUUUAUUAUUAACAAGAUGGUACCGCUGAUGACAAAAAACUCACAUGUAUUGUUGGUUCAAAUAAUGUGACUUUCAACAAACUGAGAAGUUCAAAAGUUCUUCAAUCAAAAUGAAAUUUCUUUCAUGAGUCGGGUGACAAUGCAUUAAGUCUGAACAAUAAAACACUGAAUGAUGAGAGCACACCGCUUGCCAUAUCAGACAUCCAUUCUGAAGGAGACCCGCCAGUGCUCAUGACUGAAAAGAUGGUGUCAGACCAGGAUGAUUGCUAUUCUCUUAACUGCGGUGUGAAUGCUCAGUGCACGCUGGAGGGAGGCAGAGCCAUGUGUCAGUGUGUGAGAGGCUUCACUGCAGAUGGGCGGCUGUGUGUGGAUAUUGAUGAAUGCACAGAAGGCCUGGCGGAGUGUAGCAGCUCUCAUUCUCACUGUGUGAACACAGCAGGUGGAUAUUUCUGCCAGUGCAAAACUGGAUUUAGCAGAGAUGGUCAAAUCUGUAUUGAUAUAGAUGAGUGUCGAUUGGAUAUGCAUGACUGUGAUGUUAACGCCGAGUGCUUGAAUACAGUUGGAAAAUAUCAAUGUAAAUGUCGGUCCGGCUACACGGGCAAUGGAUUCAGCUGUCAGGAGGAGUUUAAGGGCGCCUCCUCCUGGCUGAGUACAGGUAGUCCGAUUGAUGUGACAUCACCAUGGCAACGCAACAACUCUGUGAAGAGCUGUCCUUCCACACAUGACUCCUACUGUCUGUAUGAAGGGGUCUGCUUCUAUUUCCCCGAGAUGGAGUCUUAUGCCUGCAAUUGUGUAUCAGGGUACUUGGGGGAACGCUGUCAGUUCAGUGAUCUGGAGUGGUGGGAACUGCAGCAGGCCGAACAAGAGAAGAAGAGAAACGUGGCUAUAGCCGUGUGUAUUGUGCUGCUUGUUACUCUGCUCUCCAUUGCUGCCUGCGUCACAUACUGCUAUGGGUUUAAACAACAUUUUGGAGCGUGUCUCUCUGAUGAUGAUGUGGGUGACAUGAGCAUUAGUGAGGACAGCAUGACUGAGACAACAACAACCGCCCCACAGAUCUAUGUAGUUGUGGACACUAGACCCUGUGGUGAUGAAAGGGUUAUUCAUGUUGUGGGGUGUCCAAGAAGAACAGUAUGCCACUCUUGUUCCUCAAUAGCAGGAGCAAGUAUUGCUUCAGUUGAGUCUGGAACACUUCAGAAAAACAAACAUGACCUGGACGCUGCCAACUGCUCUGUGUCCUGCAACACAGACACGCUGUUGCUUACAAUGGAGACCACUGAUAACUUAAUAUCUCUAGAAGACUCUCUGUCAACACCCCACUGAUUCACCCGAAAGCCUUGUUCAGAGGCUGGUCCGUGAACUGCUAAUGUGAAUAUGUUAAAUGUAAAAUUCAAUGUCAUUGUGUAGAUGAAAUACAUUCAAAAUGAGGUUACAAGAAACAAGCUUACAGGUUCGUAGCACCAGUGAUUUGUCAGCAGAUUUAAUUAAAAAAAACGGUCACUCCUAUUCAUCUAAAAACCAGUGCACACCUUACAAAUGCUUUAAUGCAAUUCAACAGGAGCUUUAGAAUGUAUUGAGAUCAUUUAAUCUGACAAGGUCAUCUGAAGAGUGCUAGAGAUUCAACUGUAGUGAAGGUUGCUGUUUGUUCUACUCUUCGAGUCAUAAGACAUGCUAGACGUAGUAUAAAACUAUAGUAUAACACUCCUUGUGUUGAGUAUUUUCUGUAUAUAGUAAAUGAAAUGCAUAGAGCAUAUUUUGCAGGAUUAUAUUGAAUUUAAACCUAAAUACAACAUGAUGGAGUUGUAAUUUUGUAGUAGUUUAACAAUUUUUGGUUUGAGCAUGCAUGGAGGGAAAAAUCCAGCGUAAUGAUCAAAAAACAUGUUUCUGACCUUUUUGUUUGAUUUAGCUAUAACAGACUCAGGAUGAAUCUAAUUGUUUUUAUUGUCUAAUUGUUUUAUUGCCCGGAUUAUAUAUAUUUAUCAGCAAUUAAAUUAGACCUUAAUCAUACAUCACAGCUCCUAUGAUAUUCAAAUUCAUGGGGAAAUAGUAAUGUUUUUGCAGCAAGCCUAUAUAUAUAUAUAUAUAUAUAUAUAUAUACAAAUGUAUCUGUUCUACCAACAGAUAAUAUAUAAAUACCGGGAUUAUAGGGUUUUAACCUACUUCUGCCGUCUGAAUCUAAAGUCCAGAACAAUAAAGGAUAACGUUAGAUAGUUUAAACAAAUCUGACGACGCUUUUAGCUCUCCUAUUAUCUUUCUUAUUUUUUCUUGUAACUGAUGUGACUCAUGGACUAUUAUAUAUAAAUCAAACGUAUAUACACCAAAACAAUACUUUUGUAAAUUUAAUGAGGUCACUGUUUAUCAUGUGCCACAGCCGAUCAUUUUAUAUGGUCUAAAAUGUAAUAUUCAGAUGAAAAAUCCAUCACAUUCCAAUUUUCAUUUGAAACUAUGUUCAUCCUGCUCCUUAUGUCUGCUUCUGAUAGCUACAGCUGCAAUAUUGAUGCAAUAUGUAUGUCUUUUGCAACUGAUAAAGAUUAAUGAAUAAUGUAAAGGACGAGAAAUGGAUUGAGAUUGUUGUAAAAGUCAUUCACUGUUUUCCUUAGUGAUUUUUUAUCCCCAGAAAAUCAGUCAAAUGUCAGAGUGCUAGAGAUUCUUACACAAAAUAUACGAGGUGAGAACUCUAAAAAAUGUGCUAGAUUUCAAAUUUAUUGUUUCCACAAAGUAUAUGUUGUUUUUACUGAGGUCAACUGUCUGUUGGCUAACCUUUGUUUAAAGGGAGGA